AUGCGAUCCCUUUCAGCAGCCUUGAAGCUGCGCCCACGUCCUGCUGCCAGAAGCUUGCGACAGCUCGGUAGGCGCGGCUUCGCAGACGUCGCAGAAGGCACCAGACCAUUCGAUGUCGUUGUAGUGGGAGGCGGCCACGCGGGCGCAGAAGCAUGCGCAGCGGCUGCCAGAACCGGCGCGCGAACAGCUUUGGUCACACCGAAGAUCGAGAACCUCGGCACCUGCUCCUGCAAUCCAUCUUUUGGCGGCAUCGGCAAGGGGAUCAUACUUCGCGAAAUCGAUGCUCUUGACGGGUUGGCAGGCAGGGUCAUCGACAAGGCUGGCGUGCAGUUCAGGGUCUUGAAUCGGACCAAGGGGCCGGCUGUUUGGGGACCCCGAGCGCAGAUUGAUCGAAAACUAUACCAGAAGCACAUGAGAGAAGAGCUGGAAACGUACCCAAACCUGUCCAUCGUGCUAGGUAGUGUAUCCGAUAUCGUCACGAGUGAGAGCGCAGACGCCACGAGUACCGUCCAGAGAAAGAUUACAGGAGUGCGUCUUGAGUCUGGCGAGGUUCUCCCUACACGCGCAGUAAUCAUUACGACGGGCACGUUUCUGAGCGCCGAGAUACAUAUCGGCAUGAAAGCGUAUCCCGCGGGACGGAUAGGAGAAGAUGCAUCUUUUGGCUUAAGCAAGUCGUUGAAUGACAGUGGUUUUCGCCUAGGAAGGCUCAAGACAGGAACGCCGCCGCGUAUCGCCAAAGACAGCAUUGACUUUUCGCAGCUGGAGAGGCAGCCCGGAGACGACCCGCCGAUGCCGUUCAGCUUCCUGAACGAUAGAGUGGCCGUGGAGGAGCAAUUGUCCUGCUGGGUCACUUAUACGAAUGAGGCGACGCAUGACAUUGUAAGGGCCAACCUGGAUAAGACGAUACACAUCCGAGAAACCAUCAGGGGCCCGAGAUAUUGCCCCUCGCUAGAGGCGAAAAUCACCCGGUUCUCUGACAAAGACAAGCAUCUUGUCUGGCUGGAGCCCGAAGGUUUCGACAGCGACCUCAUAUAUCCCAACGGCUUGUCCAUGACCGUACCGGAAGAGGCUCAGGGACAGAUUCUGCGCUCGAUUCCAGGCCUGGAGAAGUGCGUCAUGACACAAGUGGGAUACGGUGUCGAACCCUCGGAGUCUCAAGGCGACGCUCGAAACGAAGCAAAUUAG
Messenger RNA from Colletotrichum scovillei, 1185 nucleotides. RefSeq names its product glucose inhibited division protein A. Lineage: Eukaryota; Fungi; Ascomycota; Sordariomycetes; Glomerellales; Glomerellaceae. The record is from RefSeq and is a predicted model, not a curated record. Gene Ontology annotation, biological process: tRNA methylation; tRNA wobble uridine modification. Bases 1 to 1185 code for a protein of 394 amino acids. The transcript has 4 exons. Gene Ontology annotation, molecular function: flavin adenine dinucleotide binding. Gene Ontology annotation, cellular component: cytosol.